UUUUUUUAUAAAUAAUUAAAAAAAUAAAUACAUAAGCUAUGGAGCGGCCCCAAAAGAUGGCCAAGGUGAACAACAUGGCUCCAGCGGCGGUGCAGAUAACGGCAAAGCAGCUGCUCCGUGAGGCCAAGGAACGGGACUUGGAGAUUCAGGCCCAACAGCAGCAGCAGCAGCAAGUGACCGCCCAGAAAAAGCAGGCGGCGGCGCAGGCUCAGCAGCAACAGAGGGAACAGCAGCAGCAGCAGCAACUGGUCAAAUCCCAGGCGCAGGCCCAACAGCAGCAGGCGCUUGCCAACGCCACUCAGCAGAUCCUUCUGGUGGCCCCAAACACCUUCAUCACCUCGCACCAGCAACAGAUGUAGCAACUAC
Molecule: messenger RNA, 366 nt
Organism: Drosophila serrata
Lineage: Eukaryota; Metazoa; Arthropoda; Insecta; Diptera; Drosophilidae
Product: protein crooked neck-like
Biological process (GO): mRNA splicing, via spliceosome; spliceosomal complex assembly
Cellular component (GO): Prp19 complex; post-mRNA release spliceosomal complex; U2-type catalytic step 2 spliceosome
Molecular function (GO): protein binding
Source: RefSeq, a predicted model, not a curated record